Microthlaspi erraticum is the source of this 1143-nucleotide messenger RNA. Lineage: Eukaryota; Viridiplantae; Streptophyta; Magnoliopsida; Brassicales; Brassicaceae. The record is from the annotation of a GenBank genome assembly.
AUGAUGGAGAAUUCUCAGCCACUGUCGUUGUCGUCACUCCCAGACGAAAUCCUAGAGAACUGCCUCGCACGUAUCUCCAAGUGGAAGUACCCUUUACUCUCUCUCGUCUCCAAGAGAUUCCACUCUCUCCUCUCUUCACCCCAAAUCUUCACGACGCGAUCUCACGUCGGAACCACAGAGCCAUGCCUCUAUAUCUCCGUAGACUCGAUUGACGACGACCCAUCUCCCAAGUGGUACGCUCUUUGGAUGAAACCUGAUGAUGAAAUCCUAACAGACAAGAAAAUUCCCUCUUCUCUUCCACAUGAAUAUUCUUUGAUUCCGCUACACUCUUCUUCCCCUUCUCUUCCCGUACCACAUUACUCCACCGUAGCCGUAGGUUCGGAUAUAUUCGUAAUCGGUGGAGUCACUGCUCCGUCAUCCUCUGUUCGGAUCCUUGAUUGUCGGAGUCACACGUGGCGUGACGCCCCCAGCAUGACGGUAGCUCGCCAGAACGCAAUAUCGGUUCUUCUCGAAGAGAAGAUAUAUGUCAUGGGAGGUUGGGGAACUUACCAUCCUGGGCCUGGCUAUUGGUUUGAGGUUUUCGACGUAAAGACUCAGACUUGGAGCGUCUUGCCAAGCCCUCUUGAUGAUCAUGAAGGGUUUUGGGGACGCAUUGCGGUCAAUGCUUUCCAAGGAAAGCUUUACGUAGAGGCCUAUACAGAGGAAUACACUUACGAGCCCAAAGGUGGUACAUGGGAAGUUCUAAGAGAAGUAUCAUAUCGUAUGGAGGAUAAGUGUGUGAUAGAGAAUGUAAUGUACGGUUGCACUUACUUGGGGGAUUUUAUGUGGUUUGACUAUGAAGGUAGAGUGUGGAGAUUUAUCAAAGGUUUGACAAAUUUGUGUAAAGGAUGGGAGUCUUGUAAUAGACGUAGGAAAGUGCUUAGAAUAGUUAACUAUGGUGGGAAACUUGUUGUUGUGUUUAUGCAAUGGUCUGAUGAAGACAACAAAAACAACAAGGAAGUUGAAAUUCGGUGCGCUAAGAUUGCGUUGGAGAAACGCUUUGAAGGUGAGAUUUGGGGUAAGACUGAGUGGCUUAAUACUUUACUUAGGGUCCCCCGGUGGUAUAAUCGUUGCUUAAGUUGUGUAGCCGUUGUUUCGAUUUGA